Molecule: messenger RNA, 4371 nt
Organism: Candidula unifasciata
Lineage: Eukaryota; Metazoa; Mollusca; Gastropoda; Stylommatophora; Geomitridae
Source: the annotation of a GenBank genome assembly
AAUAACAUGUCAUCCGUGGAUCCGUUUGACGAGCUGGCAAACACGCCGCAGUACCAGGAGCGCUUCAUCAAGUCCAAGAUCAAACAAUUGUCUGAUGAACGUGAAUUAGUUCAAAAGAAGACUUUCCAGAAAUGGGUGAAUUCACACUUGGUCCGCGUGAACUUCAAGAUUCAGGAUCUAUAUGUGGAUCUACGUGAUGGCAAAAUACUCAUCAAACUGUUGGAAGUACUGUCUGGGGAGAGAUUACCUCGACCAACUAAAGGCAAGAUGAGGAUUCACUGCCUGGAGAAUGUAGACAAGGCUUUGACUUUCCUACAUGAACAGAGAGUGCAUCUCGAGAACAUGGGUGCCCAUGACAUAGUGGAUGGCAGUGCCCGGCUCACCCUGGGUCUUAUCUGGACCAUCAUUCUUAGGUUCCAGAUCCAAGAUAUCACCAUAGAAGAGUUUGACAACAAGGAAACCAAAUCCGCCAAGGAUGCACUGCUGUUGUGGUGCCAGAUGAAGACUGCUGGGUAUCCAAAUGUGAAUGUUCGCAAUUUUACCACAAGUUGGCGGGAUGGUCUUGCAUUCAAUGCUUUGAUACACAAACACAGACCCGACUUGAUCCACUAUGAAAAACUUCAGAAAUCAAAUGCCAUGCACAACCUACAAAAUGCUUUCACUGUUGCCGAAGAGAAGCUGGGAUUGGCCAGUCUGCUGGACCCAGAGGAUGUCAAUGUGGAGUUUCCUGAUGAGAAAUCAAUCAUUACCUACGUGGUCACUUACUACCACUACUUCUCCAAGAUGAAGGCUGACUCUGUGCAAGGAAAGCGUAUCGGGAAAGACUUGAGGUCAAGUAUUUUGGAGAUGAAUGAAAAGCAGUUUCAGAGUUUACUAGGACUUGAGGUCGAAUUUGAUGAGAAAGGCAACCUAGAGAUUCUCCUGUUCACCAUACAGAGCAAGAUGCGGGCCAACAACCAGCGCCCAUACCUGCCCCGGGAAGGCAAGCUGCUUUCUGAUAUCAACAAGGCCUGGGAAAGGCUGGAGAGAGCUGAGCAUGAGCGGGAACUGUCUCUCCGUGAGGAGUUGAUCAGGAAGGACAAUGUCCUUCGCCUGUGGAACUACCUGCUAGAGCUGCUGCAGGCCCGUCGCAUGCGACUGGAGCUGACACUGAGUCUGUACAGGGUCUUCAAGGAAAUGCUCUACAUUCUGGACUGGAUGGAAGAAAUUAAGGCUCGCUUGUUGUCUGAAGACUAUGGCAAGCAUCUGAUGGGUGUGGAGGACUUGCUGCAGAAGCACAAUCUCUUGGAGGCUGAUAUUGGCGUUGUAGCAGAGCGAGUGUCCACAGUGAACUCUCAGGCUCAGAGAUUUAUCGAUGAUGACUUCUCAGAAAUUGGAGGCUACAGGCCUUGCAGUCCCGACAUGAUCCGUGAAAGGAUGUCCAUGCUGGAGACGGCAUAUGAUGAACUACACCAGCUGGCGGCAGAGAGGCGUAAACGUCUGGAAGAGUCUCGCAAACUCUGGCAGUUCUAUUGGGACAUGGCUGAUGAGGAGGGGUGGAUCCGAGAAAAGGAGCAGCUCAUGUCAUCACCCGACCUGGGUCAUGACCUCACCAGUGUCAACCUGUUGCUGACCAAACACAAGGCCAUGGAGGAUGAAAUGGCCCAUCGCCACACUCACCUCCAAGAAGUACAAGCUGCUAGUAAUGAACUUAUUGCUGCCGGUAACUUUGGGGCUGACCAGAUCGAGCAGAGGAACAAAGAAAUUUCCGCUCAGUGGGAGAGUCUGAUAGAUUUGGCUACCUACCGCAAGAAAAGGCUCAAUGAGGCUGUUGACUUUUACCAGUUUUUCGCUGAUGCAGAUGAUGUGGACACUUGGCUGAUGGAUACCCUGCGUAUCGUGUCCAGUGAGGAUGUGGGUAAAGAUGAAGCCAGUGUGCAGUCACUGCUCAAGAAACAUAAGGAAGUUACAGAAGAGCUCAAAAGCUACCAGUCUGUCAUUGAAAGUCUGCAUGAACAAGCAGCAAAUCUGGGAGAGCAGGAUCGGGAGUCGCCAGAUGUCCAGGCUCGGCUGAACUCUAUUGACCGCCAUUACCAGGAACUCUUGGAGUUCUCCAAGCUGCACAAGCAGCGACUUAUUGAUGCCCUUUCACUGUACAAACUCUUCAAUGAAUCUGAUGGAGUAGAGACUUGGAUUGAUGAGAAGGAGAAAUUUUUGUCCACCAUUAUUGUCACCGAUGAUGUUGAAGAGCUGGCCAUUAUGAAGCACCGUUUCGAAAGUUUCGAACAUGAAAUGAAUGCUACAGCUUCAAAAGUGGCUGUUGUGAACCAAUUGGCUCGCCAGCUGAUGCAGGCUGAACACCCGAACGCUGAAGAAGUUGUGGAGCGACAGAACCAGCUGAAUGCCACUUGGAAUAAGCUUCGAGAAAUGGCUGACCAGAAGAGAGAUGAUAUUACAGUUGCUCAUGAUUUCCAGAACUUUAACAUUGAGUGUAAUGAAACAAUUGGCUGGAUCCACGAGAAGGCCAAACUGAUAGAAUCCACAGAUGAGCUGGGCAAUGACCUGGCUGGGGUGAUGACUCUGCAGCGAAGACUUAGCACCAUGGAAAGGGAUCUUGCUGCCAUUCAGGCUAAGCUUGAAUCACUACAGAAUGAGGCAGAAAAACUUGAGGAUCAGAAACCAGAGGAAGCCCAGGCUAUCAAGGAUAAGAUUGCAGAAAUAAACAAUGUCUGGCUGGACCUUAAAGAAAUGUUGAAAGAACGUGAUGAGAAGCUGGGAGAAGCCGGAGAACUGCAGCGCUUCCUGGGCAGCCUAGAUCACUUCCAAUCCUGGCUGUCUCGCACCCAGACCACAGUUGCCUCUGAAGACAUCCCCAACUCACUGGCUGACGCUGAAAAGCUGCUCAACCAACACCAGCAGUUGCGUGAUGAGAUCGACACCUAUGCUCCAGAGUACGCCAAGAUCAAGGAAUUUGGGGAUAAAGUCACAGAAGGAGAAGAGGAUCCCCAGUAUAUGUUCCUUAGACAGAGACUACAAGCACUUGAUGAUGGUUGGCAUGAGCUUCUGCAGAUGUGGGAGAACAGACAGCAGCUGUUGUCCCAGUCUCUUAGUCUGCAGAUGUUCUUGCGAGAUGCCAAACAAGCAGAAGUUCUUCUUAGUCAACAAGACAAUUUCUUGUCCAAGGAAGAUGUUCCGACAUCAGUUCAGGCAGCAGAGAACCUGAUUAAGCGCCAUGAAGCUUUCAUCACAACAAUGGAUGCCAAUGAUGAGAAGAUCAAUGCAGUGCUGCAGUUCGCUAACCGACUCAUUGAUGAGAACCAUUAUGAUCGUGAGAAGAUACACAAGAAGGCAGAAUCCAUCAGUGAAAGGCGAGACCAGAACCGGCAAAGGUCUGAUGAACAGCUGGACAAAUUGAAAGACCAACUCACCUUGCAGCAGUUCUUGCAGGAAUGUGAUGAGUUGCGAGACUGGCUGCAAGACAAGAUGGCAGCAGCUCAAGAUGAAACUUACAGAGAUGCAAAGAAUCUCCACAGCAAAUAUGUCAGGCACAAGGCAUUUGAGUCUGAGAUUGCAGCAAACAAGGACAGGCUGAAUCGAGUUGUUGAAGAAGGGGAAUCCAUCAUGCAAGCCAAGCCGGAAACCCGGGAUCAGAUUGAGCCCAUGCUGGCCGAUCUCUCCAGCCAAUGGGAGGACCUGGAGACGACCACCAAGGAGAAAGGAGAGCGUUUGUUUGAUGCCAACAGGGCCGUGUUGUACCAGCAGAGCUGUGAUGAUGUAGACAGCUGGGUCAACGCCUUGGAGUCCCAGAUUGUCACUUCUGAUGAUUUCGGUAAAGAUCUGACCACUGUGAACCUUCAGGUGCAGAAACAGAAUCAACUGGAGAACCAGUUGAGAAUGAAGGAGCAGCAGGUGCAGGAGCUAGAGUUACAGAGUGAACAUUUACGUCGUAUGGAGCCAGAGAAAGAUGAGGAGAUAGAGGCUCGGCGAAUUCUUGUUGCUGAAAGGUUUGCCAAGAUUCAAGGCCCGUUAAUGAUGCGCCGUGCCAACUUAGACAAGGUCAAGCGCAUACACCAGUUCAUGCGGGAUGUGGAGGAUGAAAAGCUGUGGAUUGAGGAGAUCAUGCCCAGAGCCACCAGCCGGGAUUAUGGCAAUAGUCUUCUGUCUGUGCAGCUCUUGAUCAAGAAAAACCAUUCACUUCAAGUUGAAAUUGACAACCAUGAACCACGCAUCAUGUCAGUAGUACAGGUGGGCCAGGAUUUGAUAGAUUCUGGCCACUCACACUCAGAAGAGUUCCAGUCCCUCAUAGAUGACCUGUUGCACCGCUGGCAGGCACUGAAAGAUGCUGUUGAGGAUCGAAAACUGAAUCUUUUGUUGUCAGAAGUUGCACAGCAG